This is a messenger RNA of Thamnophis elegans (Western terrestrial garter snake), 933 nucleotides long. Its product is annotated as olfactory receptor 5V1-like. The transcript has a single exon. Gene Ontology annotation, biological process: G protein-coupled receptor signaling pathway. Lineage: Eukaryota; Metazoa; Chordata; Lepidosauria; Squamata; Natricidae. Gene Ontology annotation, molecular function: olfactory receptor activity; G protein-coupled receptor activity. The coding region runs from base 1 to 933 and encodes 310 amino acids. The record is from RefSeq and is a predicted model, not a curated record. Gene Ontology annotation, cellular component: membrane.
AUGGAAAUACAAAAUCAAACUGAUCUGACUGAAUUCAUCAUACUUGGUUUUAGAAAUCUGCAGGAGCUCCAUCUAUUGCUCUUUACUGGGUUUUUCAUCAUUUAUCUCUUCACUGUGGUAUGGAAUACCUUUAUUAUCCUACUGACAUUGAUGAACCAGAAACUCCAAAACCCCAUGUAUUUCUUCCUUGGGAACCUCUCCUUUCUGGACAUUUGUUAUACAAGCACCACUAUCCCCCAGAUGUUGGCUCAUUUACUCUCAGAGAAAAACACCAUUUCCUAUAUGGGCUGUGUAGUUCAGACAUAUUUCUUUUUUUCUUUUGUGGGCAUUGAAUGCCUGCUGCUUGCAGUGAUGGCCUUUGACCGCUAUGUUGCUAUUUGUAAUCCUCUACGUUACACUUUGAUUAUUAGCAAAGAAAUUUGUCUCCAACUGACUCCAGCCUGCUGGGCUGGUGGCUUAAUCAACUCAGUGGUACAUACCACCUUUGCCUUCCAAUUACCAUUUUGUGGCAACAAUCACUUGAAUGCUUUCUAUUGUGAUAUUGCUCCACUGCUAAGAUUAUCAUGUGGAGAUACAUCUCUUAACCAUGUUCUCUUGUUCUCCAUUGGGAUUUUUAUUGCUUGGACCCCCUUUGCAUGUAUCCUUCUGUCAUAUAGUUAUAUCAUUUCAGCUAUCUUAAGGAUACAUUCCUCAGAAGGAAGACAAAAAGCCUUCUCCACCUGUUCCUCCCAUCUCACAGUGGUCCUUCUAUACUAUGGAAGUGGUUUUCUCGCUUACUUGAGUUCAGAUUCUAGUUAUUCUUCAAAUCAGGCUAAUUUUAUUUCAGUAAUAUAUAGUAUCUUAACUCCACUUUUAAAUCCAAUCAUAUAUACAUUACGCAAUAAAGAUAUAAAAGAUUCCUGGAGAAGUACAAUUAAAAAAGUUAAGUUAUAA